This is a messenger RNA of Myxocyprinus asiaticus (Chinese sucker), 2222 nucleotides long. RefSeq names its product lipase member H-like. NCBI's taxonomy places the organism in Eukaryota, Metazoa, Chordata, Actinopteri, Cypriniformes, Catostomidae. The record is from RefSeq and is a predicted model, not a curated record. Gene Ontology annotation, biological process: lipid metabolic process. Gene Ontology annotation, molecular function: lipase activity; carboxylic ester hydrolase activity. The coding region runs from base 517 to 1758 and encodes 413 amino acids. The transcript has 10 exons.
AAUUUCAACUUGAUAACAUGUUUCAACUGUCCACCAAGUAAUGUUACAUUGUUUGUGUUUGAGGUCCCAGAAAGCCCAGACAUAUAACAUAGAUGGGUACAAUUUAAACAGGCUAAGAUUCUCUGACUGGUAUACACACUGAAGAGAUACAUUACUGCCAGUUGUUUGGUUUUUCCUACAAUGUGUCUUUACUGGGGAAAAAUUGAUCCCAACCAGAAACAAUGUUAAAAUAUAAAAAGACGAAUCUUCAUAAUAUCUGCGUACUUGGUUUUAAUUAGGUCAAAAGAUCUUAUCAAAAGAAUUUGAAGGGAAAACAAAAGGUUUGUAGAAACAUGUGGAACAAGAGGUGGGAUGAUCUGCUUUUUUUAUAGAAGCCUGAUCCAAUUGUGCCUUCAACGUGCACGCUAAUUACAGAGCUCAGAUCAUCUCCAGGGCCGGGAAUCUCCACGGCAAACCCUGAGAGGUCAGGACAGUGAGUGCGACAACUUCACUGAUCUGUAUUUCCACGAGUCAUUCAUGGGGACAUAUCUGGAUGUGCGUCUACUCCUCUACACCCGUGCCAACCUAGAGUGUGGUCAAGAGCUUCCCCACCAUAACUUCACUCAACAGCCCCUGUUUGACGUGACCAGACCCACAACUUUUGUCAUACAUGGGUACCGACCCACAGGUGCACCACCCAUCUGGAUCAACCACAUUGUGCACCUGCUAGCAGCACAGAAAGACAUGAACAUCCUGGUAGUGGACUGGAACAGAGGGGCUGCCAACCUUAACUACUUCACAGCUGUGGCCAAUACACGUCGUGCAGCUGCAAACAUCACUGGCUUCAUAGAGAGCAUGGAGAAAGAGGGAGCAUCUCUUGACUCCAUCCACCUGAUUGGGGUCAGCCUAGGCGCACAUGUGGCUGGGUUCAUUGGGGCGAUGCUGGGUGGAAGAGUGGGCAGAAUCACAGGUCUUGACCCAGCGGGGCCAAUGUUUGCUGGUGUUCCCCCUGAGGAACGCCUUGAUCCAACUGAUGCCCAGUUUGUUGAUGUGCUGCACACAGAUAUGAACUCCUUUGGCCUUAGAGGAACCCAUGGCCAUAUUGAUUUCUAUGCCAAUGGAGGAUUAGAUCAGCCCGGCUGUCCCAAGACCAUUUUCUCAGGGAAAUCUUAUUUCGUGUGUGAUCACCAGAGGUCUGUUUUCCUGUACCUGUGUGCUCUGAACCACACCUGUAACCUUACAGCAUACCCCUGUUCCUCAUACACAGACUUCCUGAUUGGCCAGUGUUUGCAGUGUGAGACCUUCAAGCCUGCUUCCUGUCCUGUUCUAGGUUAUGACAUGAGUCAGUGGAGAGAUACGCUCUUCAGGUUGGGGCAAACAAGAGCCUUUUUCUCAACUACGGCAGAGCUCCCCUACACCAAGACAAGCUACAGAGUGGACCUAGUUACCUGGAACCAGUUUCUUCGCUGGGGAGUGGUCAUACUCCAACUGCACAAUGGAAAAAAUGUAUUACAAACAAGGAUUGAUCAGAAGCUGUUGCGAUUUGAGCAGUAUACAUCCACUCGACUACUUGCCCAGUUUGAUGAAGAUCUAGAUCCAAUUCAGAAAAUCUCUUUGCGGAUUGUCACUGGGAAUAUUAUCGGACCCUGCUACAAGAUAAGGCUGCUUCGUAUUCGGAUAUCACAAUUGGAAAAGCCGAACAGGCCACCAAUGUGUCGAUAUGACAUUAUUCUAGAGGAGAAUGCGGAGGUGUCCUUCAAACCUUUGCCCUGUAAUUAAUCUCAUCUGUGAGAAAUCAUCUCAAAAUGCCUCUCUCAACUCAGAGCCAUUUUAAGUAGGACUAACAAGUUCCAGGCCAUAAUUUCCAAGCUGGUCAGCCUGUGACUGUCUGUGUUUAAAUAGGACAAACACACCUAGAAGGUUGUGGGUAUUGGUACAAAUUAUCUUUGAGGAUAACUACAAGAUCUCACCAUCUGAGACACUUAAUACACUUGAGAUACAUUUUAGUGCCUUGUGUUUGAGAUAUUACUGCUGUGAUUUUUCAGAGCAGUUGUGUAGUAGUAUUUGAUCUGUUAUUCCAGAUGCUGCGUUCAUGGCUGAAUUACAGUGCAGUUUUGAAUGGUCAGAUUAUAUUUUCCUUACAAAUGUAAUUAAUACAAUUUUGUAUUUUUUGAACAAAUUAAUGUUAUGUUGAAAUAUUUUUUUUUUUUUACUGUACAGUCAGCGUAUGGUUUGUCAUUACC